Closterium sp. Yama58-4 is the source of this 2649-nucleotide messenger RNA. The record is from the annotation of a GenBank genome assembly. Lineage: Eukaryota; Viridiplantae; Streptophyta; Zygnematophyceae; Desmidiales; Closteriaceae.
AUGCCGACGCUCGUGACGCUCGCGAUGCUGUCGACAUUCGCGAUGUUGUUCGUGUGUGCGACGACCGACGAGUGCAUAAGCGACACGCAGGUGUGCGACGGUUCGCCCAACUGCAGCGACGCGGACGGGCCGUCCGACGAGGACGCCGCGUUCUGCGCGACGUACGAUUGUCCCACUGGGUGGAGCAAGUGCGACGACGGCGUGCAGUGUUACGAGGACAGUCGCGCGUGCGACGGAACGCGCGACUGUAACAAUGGGAGCGACGAAGAGGGUUGCGACGCUGAUACGGGUGGCACGACCCCUGUCACGGGAACGCCUCAAACGGGGACGCCUGAUACGGGAACGACUGAUACGGGAACCGCUGAUACGGGGACACCUGAUACGGGAACGGCUGAUACGGGAACGACUGGUUCGGGAACGGCUGAUUCUGGGACCGCUGAUUCGGGGACGGCUGACUCGGGGACGGCUGAUACGGGAACGGCCGAUACGGGAACGGCCGAUACGGGGACGGCUGAUACGGGAACAGCUGAUUCGGGGACGGCUGAUUCGGGAACGGAUGAUUCGGGGACGGCUGAUUCGGGGACGGCUGAUUCGGGAACCUCUGAUACUGGAACGACUGAUACGGGAACGGAUGAUACGGGAACAGAUGGUACGGGAACAGAUGAUACGGGAACUUCUGAUACGGGAAUGGCUGAUACAGGAACUUCUGAUACGGGAACCACUGAUACAGUAGCACCAGGUGAUGAAAGUGGAACUGGUGAAGGAACAUCUACGGACGGAAGCGUUCCGGCAGAUGAAACUCCGCAAGGAGAUGGAACCGAAAAUACAGGAGAUGUAACUCCACCACCUCCGCCGGCUGACGAAAAUAUGACUCCCCCAGGAGAUGUAGCUCCACCCCCGCCGCCAGCUGACGUGGACAGUCCAGGUGGAGAUGAAACAGCUGGUGGUGCUUCACCAGGUGAUUCGUCAGGGUCGGGGGAAGGUUCACAGGAACCUUCGGAAGGAGUAGCAGGGGACGGGGGGGUGGGAGGGAGUGAUGGGGGAGGGGGAGAUAUGGGGGGGAGCGGAGAUGAUGGGGGAAGCGGAGAGGUGGGGGGGAGCGGAGAUGAGGGGGGAAGCGGAGAUGAGGGGGGAAGCGGAGGGGAGGGGGGAAGCGGAGGGGAGGGGGGAAGCGGAGGGGAGGGGGGAAGCGGAAAUGAGGGGGGAAGCGGAGACGAAGGGGGUGAGGGAGGAGGAAGUGAGGAGGGUGGGGAUGGAGGGGAGAGUGGAGAAGGAGAGUCAGGAGAUGGGGGCGGAGAUGAAACAGAUGAGGGCGGUGAUGGGGAAGGUGGGGACUCAGGGGAUGAAGAUUCAGGUGAAUCUGAAGAAGAACCUGAGACGCCACCUCCCCCACCUCCACCUGAGAAGCAGCUCUCUCCCCUUGAGCAGAAGAAGAGGGAGUAUCAGAAGGCUGCACAGGCAGCAGAGGCUGCGAAAUCCGAUGCUGAAAAGGCCAAUGCGAUUGCUCAGCAGGAGGAGAAAGACGCCGAGGCGGCUCAAGCACGGGCAGAUAAAAAGGCGAGAGAUGCCAAGAGCUCUAGGGGCGGGGCGAGUGGGAAGAAGAGGCGGGAGGAGGCGAAGCAAGCGCAAAAAGAGGCAGACGCUGCGAGGGUUAAAGCGGACCAGGCGAGAGAGGAGGCAGAUGCGAAGGAAGCAGCGGCUGGGGAGGCUGCUAAUGCAGUGGAGGAGAAGAGGCAGGAGCUUGUAGACGAAGCAGAGAGGAGCAAACCGGAGCUAGAGGCAAAGAAGCGGCAAGGGACGGCUAGGAAGAACGCGGCUCGGGCCGAGCGCGAUGCGGCUAAGGAGAAAAAGGAGGAGAAGAAGAGGACGUUCCGAGAGAGGGUGGCUGCGGCCCGUCUUGCCCAGAUGGCUGAAAAGGCCAGUGCUGCCGCGGCUGCUGCAGCAGAGAAGCAAGCGGCUGCGGAUAAGGCGUUGGAGGAUAAGCAACAGGCGGAUGCUGAGGUGGACCGGCUGGUUUUAGCAAAGAGUCAGGCGGAGGAUGCGGCGAGGGAGGCAGGGGAGGCGCAGGCUGCGGCGGAGGCGGCCGCACGGGAUGCAGUGGAUGCUGGUGAUGAGGGGUUGAGUGCGGUGAAGUGGGCGGAAGCCGCGGAUGCACUGGGGUUGAAAUGGGUGAAGCAGUCGGAGGUGGAGCAAGUGAAGAGGGAGUUGGUUGCGGCUAAGGCGGCGGCUAAGCUAGCUGCUAAGGAGGUUGCAGUGAGGCAGCAGGCGGCUGCUCGUGCCGCGAGUGAGGCGCAGAAAGUGGCCGGCAAAGUGGGUGGGGGCGGUGCGGGCGGUGGCAGUGGUGGUGAUGGGAGUGGUGAUAGCGGUGGUGAUAGUGGUGGUGAUAGUGGUGGUGAUGCUGGUGGUGAUGCUGGCGGUGAUGGUGGGUCUACUGAUUCGGGAAGUGGGACAAGCGAGGGUGGGUCUACAGAUACAAGCAGUGCGACCAGUGCUGGGUUAACGAAAAGAAGUGUUUCAUCAGCUGACAGUGGGGUAGGUGAAGGGGACAAUGCGGCAGUCGGGUUUUCUUUUACUGAUGGUGUUGUUGGGAGUGGUGGUGACGAAAAGAAGGUUAACAAUAGGAACAGGAAGGUGAAUGUUGGGGGCUGA